ACAGUAACCUCCACCUCUUGGGUUCAAGUGAUUCUCAUGCCUCAGACUCCCAAGUAAGUGGAAAUACAGCUAUGCACCACCAUGCCCAGCUAAUUUUUGUAUUUUUAGUAGAGAUAGACUUCUGCUAUGUUGGCCAGGCUGGUAUUGAACUCCUGGCCUCAAGUAAUCUUCCAACCUUGACGUCCUAAAGUGUCAGGAUUACAGGUGUGCACCAUCAUUCCUGGCCCUUUUUUCUUGACCAUCUUCCAAGUGAAGUUGGUGGAAAUCACCAAUGGGGAACUAUGCAUGCAGAGGGCUGACUGUAAUUGAGUUCUUUCUGCCUCCUCACUAAUCUGCACACUGCAGGCAGGGACCUGGUGUCAUCCAUGCCUGCAGCUGCAAGCACUGCCCACUUACACUGAAGUCUCCCCAUUGGUCAGCUUGGUUCCGUGAAGGAACUCCAUUUCCACAGCAAGGACUGACCUCACACUGGUGGCUCCAGGUCACUGCUCAAACAUUCUGAAGGGAGCAGAACUUCUUGGUUCCUCAGAUAAAUAUAGGGCAAAAGCUGAACUGUAGCUAAGUAUUUCCUUCAUCCAUAGGAUAAAGUACUGACAAUUUGUGAGUGAUGGACAAGGUGCAGAGUGGUUUCCUCUUUUUCUUUUUGUUUUUAAUGGAAUGCCCACUUCAUUUAUGCUUGCUGUAUGCAGAUGGACUCCAUCCAGCUGGAAACAUAACAGGCUUACCAGGCAAUAAACAGUCACAACCACCCAGAAACAUCACCAGAGAACCCAAAGUGUUCUUUCGUAAAACCCAAUUUUCUGGGAUUCAAGGGGCUGCCUCCAGAUCGAUGGCAAUGAUUCAGCAUAGACCUGCUCUUGUUAAAGUAAUUUUGAUUUCAAGUGUAGCCUUCAGCAUUGCCCUGAUAUGUGGGAUGGCAAUAUCCUGUAUGAUAUAUCAACUGGCACAGGCUGAGGAAAGACAGCAGCUUGAGUCACUUUACAAGAACAUCAGGAUACCAUUAUUAGGAGACAAAGAAGAGGGCUCAGAGAACGAGGAUGAGUCUAUGCACCUACUUCCAGAGAAUGAAAAGGAGCUGGAGAAGUUCAUCCACUCAGUUAUUAGAUCAAAAAGCAGGAAAAAUAUUAAGAAGAAACUGAGUGAAGAGCGAAACUGAGAAAGAGGAAAAACGACAAAGAAUGGGACACACAAUGGAAAAGUAGACGACUUGUGAAUGCAGAUGACAGAGGUGCUAGCUGAGGCCUCGGAGGAAAAACGGGGGGUGGCGGGAGAGAGCACGUGGCGUGGCUUGCUCCCAGAGAACCUUGUAGAAGAGGAGAUCGACGAAAGAAACACCAGAUGUGUGUCCCAGAAAAUAAAGCCAGAUCAUAUAGCAA
Messenger RNA from Callithrix jacchus (white-tufted-ear marmoset), 1376 nucleotides. It is a transcript of the gene C22H19orf18, whose product is annotated as chromosome 22 C19orf18 homolog. NCBI's taxonomy places the organism in Eukaryota, Metazoa, Chordata, Mammalia, Primates, Cebidae. The record is from RefSeq and is a predicted model, not a curated record.